CGGUGGAUGGAGGGAUCAAUAUGUUUCUUAACGCAGUGGCUUCGACGUUGAUCGGCAACUGAAUUUCAAAUCUCAACGGUCGUUUUCUUUAGAACCAAAAUAAUCACUCGCCGGAGAAAACGACAUGAUUCGAGCUUCGAAACCUAUAUCCCGCCUAAUCCCUGGCCAGUUUUCCGCGUUCCGGCAACUCCACUCGGGGUCUAGACGGCGUCGCUACUCCAAAAACGACAACGACGACGAUGAAAACGACAAGGGAACCCAUUUGUAUUUGUACAAGAGCAAAGGCCAGCAUCUCCUUACCAACCAAAGAAUUUUGGACACCAUUGUUCGAAAAUCUGCUAUAAAACCCACUGAUACCGUCCUUGAGAUUGGACCCGGCACAGGGAAUCUAACUUUGAAACUUAUGGAAGCGGCCAAUAAGGUUUUCGCCAUCGAACUCGACAGUCGGAUGGUCGAGAUUCUUGACAAACGGGCCUCGGAAAGUGGGUUACAAGAUCGGUUGACUGUUAUACGUAAGGAUGCACUGAAGGCCGAGUUUCCGCUAUUUGAUCUUGUUGUUGCGAACAUUCCAUAUAGUAUAUCUUCACCUCUGGUGGCUAAGUUGGUGUUUGGGUCAAUCCCAUUCAGGAGCGCCACACUUCUCCUUCAGAAGGAGUUUGCGAGGAGGUUACUGGCUAAGCCUGGCGAUUCUGAGUUCAACCGUUUGGCUGUAAAUGUGACGCUUGUGGCUGAUGUCGAGCAUGUGAUGGAUGUAAGCAGGAGGGAAUUUCUUCCUUGUCCCAAAGUGGACUCUUCUGUAGUCAUUAUCCGUCCAAAAGCUCAACUUCCAGAUGUUAACCUGGGAGAAUGGUUGGCUUUCACAAGAACCUGUUUCGGUAAAAAGAACAAGACACUUGGAGCUACGUUUAAGCAAAAGAAGAAGGUGGCAGAGCUGUUAAACUUUUCUGAAAUGGCAGCCUCAAAUGCAGAGUACAAUGUCAGUCUCAAUAACAUCAUUAAGGAAGAUGAUGAUGAAGAAAGUGCAGACAGUGAUGGUGAAGAAGAGUGCUGUUCAUGUUCCGGCUCCGAAAUUGGGGUGAGCCCUUUCAAGGAGAAGAUCAUGAGGGUUCUAAAAUCAGGUGGCUUUGAUGACAAGAGGCCUUCAAAGAUGUCAAACGAGGAGCUACUGCGUUUGCUAGCAUUGUUUAAUCAAGCGGGAAUUUAUUUCCAUGGCAAGUCAAAUAGUUUUUCAAAAGUGAGACCAUCUAACUAACAUCAAAGAGGAGUAGGUUGUUCAAGGAAAAACGAAAAUUUGCAUCGAAGCCUUUGAAUCAAUAUAUUCUUUCAAAUGAUAUCAUGCUAAUUAAAUGAAUUAAAAUAAUUGCCACAUUACAGCA
Messenger RNA from Humulus lupulus (European hop), 1376 nucleotides. RefSeq names its product ribosomal RNA small subunit methyltransferase, mitochondrial. Gene Ontology annotation, molecular function: rRNA (adenine-N6,N6-)-dimethyltransferase activity. Bases 125 to 1252 code for a protein of 375 amino acids. Gene Ontology annotation, biological process: rRNA methylation. Gene Ontology annotation, cellular component: mitochondrial matrix. The transcript is spliced from 3 exons. The record is from RefSeq and is a predicted model, not a curated record. Lineage: Eukaryota; Viridiplantae; Streptophyta; Magnoliopsida; Rosales; Cannabaceae.